AAAUUUUGAAGUUUAGAGAAAAAAACUAGUUAUAAAGUUUCUUGUGUAGAUGCUCUGACAGAGCAAAGAUUCCUCCUUUCGCCGCCAUGAAUAACCGCCGCGGAACAACAGCCUCCGCAUCAAAUCCAAAUCGACGAUUACAGCGACGCCAGGUGAUCCACGUGCUACCGGACGAGACGGCCUUACGAGUCGUCUGCCACGCGUCGGUCAUCGGCGGCAUAAUCGGAUCAAACGGCCGCGUCGUCUCCAACCUCCGCCGCGAAACCGGCGCCAAAAUCCACUGCGAGUCUCCAACCAGCGGCUCCGACCACUCGGUCGUGUUCAUCGUCGGCUCGAACGCCGUCGACAAAAGCUUCCUGCUGACGGACAGAGUGGGAGACUACUCAUCCGGCGGCGAGCGCGAGGGCUGGGUGACGUGCGAGGUCUCCGCCGCUCAGGCGGCGCUGAUUAGGGUUUUGGAGAGGUCGUGGGCGGUUCUCGGGGAGAAGGAUAGCGGCGGAGUGGUGGCGGAGGAGGAGGGUAAAGAAGCUUAUUGUGGGAUGCUAGCUGAUCGGAGUCAGAUUGGAGCUGUGUUGGGGUUGGGUGGGAAGAACGUGGAGUGGAUGAGGAGAAACUCCGGCGCCACGAUUAGGGUUUUGCCUCCUCCGAGUUGUGGUGCUAACAGUGAUGAACUGAUUCAGAUUACAGGCGAUGUCUUAGCUGUAAAGAAGGCACUUGUCAUGGUAUCAACUUUUCUUCAAAACUCUCCACCUCUCAACGGCUAUCCACCGCCACUUUGCAGCAAACCUUAUGAUACCAACGGAGACUCAGAGGAUCCGCAUUCUGAGUUUUUCCCCAACCUGCGUUCUUCUUCUUCGUUGCCUAAUAUCGCUUCAGAAGCUGCUGCAUCUACUAGCCAUUCGCCGCCACCACGAUACGAAGAAGGAAACAGCUUUCACGGUUCCAAAGAUACAGAUAAGAAGGUUGUGUUCAAAAUGAUCUGCACAAGUCUUGCAGCCGGGGGCAUCAUUGGGAAACAAGGAACUAUCAUCAGAGCUCUGCAGAACGAAACGGGUGCUUCUAUCUCGAUUGGAGCUCCGUUGAAAGCAUCCGGUGGACGAGUUGUUACCAUCUCUGCACGUGAGAGCCUCGAGUCACGGUUCUCUCAGGCACAAAAAGCUCUGGUUCGCGUCUUUACAAGGUCUGUUGAGAUUGAUGUUGGGAAAGGUCUGUUUCCUGGUGCUUUAGUGAAAGCCAAGUUAGUGGUACCGUCACAGUUUGCUAAUGACGUGAUUGGAAACAAAGAAGCAAAUGUUGAUGUACACAUCUCAGUAGGUGGCCAGACUCUGGACUGUAUCUCAGAAAAUGAAAUGCUUAUAGAGAUUAUGGGAGAGUAUAGGCAUGUAGAGAAGGCGUUGUCUCAUGUUUCUUCUAAACUAAGGGAGAAUCUAUUGCCAAGGAAGGACUUGGAAGUAAUGAGAGCUAGAGUUGGUAAUCCGUAUGAAAAUGGAGAAGCAAACUAUAAUCUGCAACCAUCACAGCAAGUAAGAGGCGAUUCUCUCUCGGUAUCAGAUGGUGAACAAGACGUGAAGAUGGUCAGAAGCGGUACAGAAGUUAUGAAAUCGAUCGGUGACUUGAUGCACACAGAGGCAGUUAAUGAAGCCAACGGCUCUACACCACCAAGUUUGCUGGAGAAUGACUUGACACAGGGGAUGAAACAGUUUAACCUUUCUGGCAACGGAGACAUCUCUUUUCUACCACCACGGGGUAAAGGUGUAUCUUUGAGAAACGUUACCUUGGAGCUAGCUGUGGAGAAGGAUGCUCUUGCUGCACUCUACGGAAGAGAUGGAACCGGUCUAGAUAAUCUACAACAGAUUUCAGGAGCUAGAGUGGAUGUGAAGGAUGCUCCUACAGAAGGUGAAACAAUGGUCUUACUCUCUGGGAAUCCUGAGCAAACCCGUACAGCCAUGUCUUUGAUCGUUUCAAUCCUUGCUGAUCAUUGAUAACACCAAGCGAUCAGAGAUAUUACACAUUCUAUUGUUGCGUUUUGCAGCUGCUACGUUUUUUUUUUUUUUGUAAAUGGAGAUGAGUUGUUUUAUCCCAAAUGGCAGUGAUUCUCUCUUAUCCCAAAUGGCAGUGAUUCUCUCUAUUACACAUUCUAUUUUUGAUGGAUUCCGGGUCAAAUGGCAGUGAUUCUCUCUUAUUUUUACACUAAUUUCGGAAUCCAUCAAGCUUUUUUUGUUUGUUUGAUCUCAUCUGCUUCAAGCUUGUAUCUAAAAGAAAACAUUUGCACUGUGCAAACAUAAUAUGUUUUUUUUCUUA
Molecule: messenger RNA, 2301 nt
Organism: Brassica napus (rape)
Lineage: Eukaryota; Viridiplantae; Streptophyta; Magnoliopsida; Brassicales; Brassicaceae
Product: KH domain-containing protein HEN4-like
Exons: 6
Coding region: 87-1982 (631 amino acids)
Biological process (GO): regulation of gene expression
Cellular component (GO): cytoplasm; nucleus
Molecular function (GO): mRNA binding
Source: RefSeq, a predicted model, not a curated record